UUUAAUGGUAUAGAUUUAGCUUUCACAAAUCAGACCUUUGACUUGAUGUCUGGACAAGCUGUGAUUCAUGCAACUGGUCUCAGAGAUUGUCUGAAAGACUGCUCCUACAGAGGAAGUUCAAUAAUGCUUCCUUGUAACGAACAAUACCAAAAGCAUUGCAUUUUUCAAGCAAGCAUGAGUGUGAGAGUACCGUACUUUCACAUUUUUAUUUGAUUUUUGAUGCAAAUAAUCCUUCAAAAAUUCUAGGUAUUCUCUUUCAAACUAUAAAAGGCUUAUUCUAGAACUCAAAACCUUUUUAUAGUCAAGCAAGUCUUAGAAAGCCAGGAGGAGGAAGCUGUUGGGUAAAGGUCAGCUGCCUCUUACUCAUAGAGAGGCUUAAGGUUUUUACUCUUGGAUGAAUCUUAAACAGUUUCAAUU
Molecule: messenger RNA, 417 nt
Organism: Moneuplotes crassus
Lineage: Eukaryota; Ciliophora; Spirotrichea; Euplotida; Euplotidae
Source: the annotation of a GenBank genome assembly